AUGAGUAGAAGAGGCGUAGUUCCACUGCUCCUUGCAACAGCAUUCGGUAUUGUCAACGGAUUUUGGGUGUUUAGCCCAUCUUUAAAUGAGCAUCGGCAAGCUGCACUGGAACAGGCGCGGAAGCCCUUGGAGACCCCUGAUCAAAUCGAUCAGGGCAUCGACAGUCUGAAAACGCCAGAUAACGUAAAGCCAAUGGCCAAUGAUUCUGCAGUAAACGGACCAACAUUGGAAUCGAAUAGGAUUUCGAAAUCAUGGUGGCCCAGGAUGAGCUUUUGGGCUCAGGCUGAAGGCGUAAGCAAAACUGCUCCAUCGACUACACCACGUUCCAACGACACUCAAAGCAAGAGUGAAGAGAACCGCUCCUAG
Venustampulla echinocandica is the source of this 366-nucleotide messenger RNA. RefSeq lists its product as uncharacterized. The record is from RefSeq and is a predicted model, not a curated record. Lineage: Eukaryota; Fungi; Ascomycota; Leotiomycetes; Helotiales; Pleuroascaceae. The transcript has 3 exons. Bases 1 to 366 code for a protein of 121 amino acids.